CCUGAUAAAGAUGCUCAAAAAUAUGUAAGUCAACACCAUGGAGUUGUCAUCAUCAUCAUUAUUAUUAUUUUUAUUAACAUCACUGUUAUUAUGUUCACCUGUUUCACAAUAACCUGCGUGACGUAUGAAUCACGUGACCAGUAAAUCGUAUACGUACAGUACUUUGAAAAGGUGGAAAGUAACACACACGUGAAAAUUGAUACGACGAUAAAAUAACGAACAUUUACGAAUAGGGACGAGAGAAGAGUCAGGUUGAGUUGUAUUGGGCUGAAUACAAGAGGAGUAUGGGACUGACUUGGUGAGUAAGCUUGAUUGAACCUCUUCUCUCUCUUCUCUACUAUACGCAGUAAAAGCAAAGUCAGAGCAGUUGGAGAGUAAAGCAGCCAAGAGUCACCAAAACCGACAAAGACUUCGUUGAUAUAGGUGCACAUAAGAGUGGUUGAGCGUCUGUCUGACUAGCGGGCUGUGGUAAUCCCUGGUAGCACCAUACGAUACACCGAGCACCGUCACUCCGUCAUACCGUCGCACCGUCGCACCGUGUGCUGCCAGUAACUGCCAGUUUACCAGUAUACAAACCGCACCCAACAAACAAUUUUGUUUCGACAAUAUUUAAUAAUUACUCUUUUUGAUUCAACAUUUUUUCUUCUUCUUGGUAUGCUAAAUAUCAGCAAAAAAAAAAAUAAUUACAUCAGUAAUAAAUGUGUCGAGAGUAAGUGAUUAAAAUUAAGGAGUUUUAAAUAAUAAAUUGAUAUAAUAUGUUUUCUCAGUGUGUUUGUCAUCGGCAGUUACUAGUUAUUACUCCUACGCGAAUCCAAUCGGUUGAUUGUCUUGGAUGAGCAAAUCCUGGAAAGUGAAUUGUUAAUUCACCGAGUACGAAUACAACUAUGUAUUUGUAUGGAAAGUGCAAUAGUACAGUGAUGCAUUAAUAUAUAUUUUUAAUCGAACGUCUACAUGUUUAUGUUACGUCGUUCUCUGGAAAAAGUAAAAAGUUUGAUUGUUUUUUACCAUGGAUAAAUCCAGAAAUGGUGUUUGAGCUAAAAAUAACUAAGUGUUUUCAUUUAAAUGUUUAAUCAUGUUAAUUAUUAUAAAUAAGAAUAAAUUAUUGGUAAUAAAAAUGCAACUGUUGUGGUUGCUUUUUUGGACAAUACUGUGUCUGAGUUAUGGAAAACCAGAGGGUUCAACGGACAUCCCGUCUAUUUACUACACGGAACCCUCUAAUUUACCUGAUAAUAAUGUCGCAAUAGAGCUCAAUGAAGUACCUGGUGGACACAUUAUUAGUGGAGAACGAAUACUGAAACGAUCUUCCAGUCCUUAUAUUUUAAAAGAAGAUCUUUUCGUUGAAAAAGAUGGACAACUAAUUAUUGAACCUGGUGUCGAAAUCAGGUUUGCGCCUAUGGUUGGAGUUACUGUACGAGGCGUUAUAACAGCCAAGGGAGAAUCAGAUGCUGAAAUAUCUUUAACAAGCUCAGAAACAUCGUCUGGUCAGCCAGAGUCCCGAUCGAUUCGUCUGGUGGAUGGGCCAACUCCUCUUGAGGGUAGAGUCCAAUUAUUUCACAAGGGUUCUUGGCGGUCUGUCUGCACAAAUUCACGAAAUUGGACUCGAGCAGAUUACGAAAUAGCCUGUCGUCAGCUCGGAUUUCAAGGCGGAAAAUGGUCAGGCUGGUUUGACAGACAAUGGCCAGCUAGUUCGCGGUUACUCUACGAAGAGCCACAGUGUCGGGGUACUGAAUCAUCUCUUCAAGAUUGUAAACAUUGGUCAUCUCGACAGCUCGGUGCUGGUGUUUGUGAUUAUCAUCCUGACUUAGCAAUCACUUGUUUGCCUUUUCACGAUGGAGCCAGUAAAGCAAAAAAUAAUUGGCGUGGUAUUCGUUUUGAAGGCGCCUCUUACGAUAAUCCUCUUACUCAAGAAAAUACUUUUUACGUACGACAAUCUAAAUCAAUUCUUCGACAUGUUACUAUCAAGUACGCGGGUACAGGGAGAGAUAAUAACGUGACAUCUGCUCUACAUGUGGUAGGCGUUCCACCUCGUAUGCAGUGGGUUUCAAUACUCUACUCAUCUUUUACGGGUAUCAAUAUCACUUCACCUGAGGCUCCAAUUACUAUAACUAAUUGUACUGUUCGCAGCAAUCGAGGGUAUGGUAUUUACGUUAAUAGUUCAACGGGAUUAACACACAUUGACAAUUGUGUUGUAUUAGAUAAUGGAGCCGAUGGUAUAAAAUAUAUAAAUCACGACGAAAAACCCGAUGAUAGACUCGAUAGAACAGAUAUUCAUGAUCUUUGUACACUUCCAGUUGGUAGUAGUCAAACUUUUCCCAUCACCGUGUCGAUGGAACAAAAUUAUUAUGCUUUAAAUUCAAAGGAAUGUCCUCAACGAAUUAUAACACUUCCAGGACACGUAUUGACUUUGCAGUUUUUACAAAUUAAAACAGAUCGAAAUGACAGCGCGAUAAUAGAAGUUUAUGACGGCACCAGUGCCAGUGACAAAUUAUUGGGACGUGUUUUUGUUAGAAACGGUACAUUACCACAGAGUAUUACAACGACUCGUCAUAAUUUGUAUCUUAAAUUUAAUGCUCAACCUCGUACACAAAUGAUUGCAUUUGUUAAGCUGUCUGCCGGUUACAAAAAACUUUAUGAUUUAAAUGUUACCAGCAGUGCUAUUGCAAACAACAACGGACGUGGAAUAGCUGCUGAAAAACUUCGUUCACUUUUACAUGUUCACGAUACUUCGGUAUCUAAUAAUAAUCACAUUGCUGGAAUUCAUGUAUUUAAUGGUGUUCCAGAUGUUAACAUCACAUUCAGUAGAAUAUCAUAUAAUUAUGCUGCUGGUAUAAAUAUAACAGUUACAGGGGGUAAUCGAAAUAUAUCCCAAACAACUAUUUCAUCAAAUAAAGGAUAUGGUCUGGCUGUUUGGUUAAAUGACAGCACAUCCACAGAAUACUUGCAUUUUAAUCAAACAACAGUUGUUGAAUACUCGGAAAUAUUUCGGAAUAGAGAUAUUGGUGUACUUGUUGGAAAUUCAACUGGUUUAUCCUACGUUAAUAUAACCGGUAAUUGUUUCAACAGUAGCUCAGAUACUGCUGUACAAAUAGAAUCUAGUUGGAAAUACAAUCAAGGUACUAUGUAUCUUCAAAUAGGGCAUAAUGUAUUUAUUGAAAAUAAUAAACUUGGUGUUAAAUUAUCUCCGGCAUUAAAUAUAAAAGGUAAAAUUGAAUACAAUCAAUUUAGUCAUCAUAAUUAUGGAGGAUUACUUAUACGUAAUCCACUUUUUGAAGAAUUCAAUAUUUUACCAACACACAUUAUUAUUCAAUACAAUUAUUUUGAUGAAAAUCGUGGAGUAUUUGUAGCCAGUGUUGGUUUAUCGCCUUACAGUGAUGUACAAAAAAUAAUAUUUACACGAAAUUAUUUAAGAGAUAAUAUAAUUAAAGAGCCAUUUGAUCAACAACAACAACAACAACAACAACAAAUAUCUAAAUUAGUUCCACGAUCUCGUGUCGCUGCUGUUUUAGUUAUUUCAUCAGCAAAUGUUGAUGUUUACCGUAAUAUUUUAAAUAAUUUAUACUCUCAAUAUGAAAUUGGAUCGCAUUUAGAGGACCAAAGUAAAAAUAUUAAUUGUACAUACAAUUGGUUGAGUGAUAUAGAUGAAGAAAAAAUACAAGAAAGACUUUUUGAUAGAAAAGAUAGAUACAAUUUAGCUAAAAUAGAAUAUUUACCUUAUUUACUUCACAGCACUAAUCCAGCAACAAAUACAAUAAUAUCACGACCAACAUUUAUACCUAAAUUUGUUCAUCCAAGUACAAAUCUUGUUGGUGGUGAAGUUGACGGCUUAGAAAUACUAUCAGCUGGUGAAUAUAUCGUUGAACGUGAUAUAAAUGUAAGACCUGGUGGUAAAUUAGUACUUAAGCCAGGAGUUACAUUAAAAUUUCCACCAGCUGUUGGAAUGAUGGUAGCUGGUAAACUUGAAGCUCAAGGUAAAGGUCCUAGUAAUAUUAUGAUGACACUCAAAGAAGAAAUAUCUAUGCUAUUGUCCGAUGAAAGUAAUGAUACAAUUACCGAUAAUAAUAAUGAUGGUAAUGGGGUGACUAUUAUGGACGAUGAGAUUGUAACAAUGAUGACUUUACCGCCUGAUGAUGAUACAACGGGUGGAAUACCAGUUAGACUGUUGGGAGGUCGAACAAAUCGAGAAGGAAGACUCCAAGUUCGUAUUGAUAAAAAAUGGGGUACUGUUUGUAAUUAUGGGUGGACUAUUAGAGAUGCUGCACUUGUUUGUCAUCAAUUGGGAUUUACUCUUGAUCCAGAUGAUUGGAAUUUUGAAAGAUCAAAUAUACCAGACGCUGGAACAAAUGAAGAAAUAAUAAUGAGUAAUGUACAGUGUACUGAUGACGAUAUUGAUAUUUCUAAAUGUAAAGCUGAAUUAUUUGAUGAUUUUGAGUACUCGUGUACUCAUGAAAAUGACGUAGGUAUUAAAUGUACAGAAGCUGCUUGGGCUGGUGUACGUCUUGGUCCACUGGCUGAUCGAAGUGAUUUACAAUUUAUAACAAUAGAACGUGCUGGAUUAUUAGACUAUACAACAAAUUCAUUAAAACCAGCUUUGCAAAUAGAUUUUGCUCGUCACUCUUUAGAGGGCAUUAAAGUUUCAAAUAAUCUUCAAGACGGUCUUGGAAUUAUUUAUUCAGAUAUAUUUUCAGCUUCUGCGGAAAAUACUGUUAAAAAUAGUUACUUUACAGAUAACAGAGGAAGUGGUAUAAGUUUUAAACAGCUUGGUUUAAAAAUUUCAAACUGUAUUAUUGAAAAUAAUAAAAUCGCUGGUAUUAAACACAAUCCUGUAGUUUCUGCUGUUAAACAGAGAGAAUUUGCCGGAUGGUUUAUGCAAUACUUUGGUUCAUCUACCAUUGACAAUCCAUAUCAGCCAAUAAUAAUACCCGAAAGAACUGAAAAUAUUGAUAUUUUAACUGGUGAAAUAAAAUACAUUGUUACUGGUAAGAGAACAGGUGAAAAUGUUCGACAUUUAAUUAACAUAAGAUGUGAAGCCCGUUAUGUUAUCGGUAUACAAUUACUUAAUCCAAUUGAAAAUCGGAGCACAGAACAGAUAUUAUUACACGAUUCACAGCAUAUCAAUCCAAAAAGUAAUAAUAUUUGGAAUGUAAAAAGAGAUUUAUCAUUAUUUCCUGUAUCUUCUAGUUCAUUUACUGUUAUUCUUGAAUAUAUAAGUGGAACAAAUGCAUUAGGCGGUGCAGUAUUCGUUGUAACAACAGUACCACGUCCUAUUCAAGAUAUACCUAAUCGUAUUAUUAAAGGGCCAGUACCAACUCUAUCUAUAUCAAGAACUAAAAUAAAAGGUAACAAACGAGGAUUAGUUGCCUCGUACUAUAAUCGUUAUCUUGAUGAAUUAGGUGAUCAUUAUUUAAGAAAGGCUAAUGAAUCAAUACGUUUAGUUAAUUGUGAGAUAUCUCAUAAUCAAGAUGAAGCUAUCUAUGUACAUUCACCGUUAUGGAAUGUUUUAACGUCAAAUAUUUCCGAAAUUACAAUUCACAUUAAUAAUACAUUAAUAACUGAUAAUGGUCGUGGUAUUGUACAGUUUAGCCGUGAUAUGAGAAAUUCAAAUAAUUUAUUUCACUGGGUAAUGCGUGACAAUACAAUAGAAAGAAAUAAAAACGGUGGAUUAGAUAUUUCUUUGCCGUAUGUAUGGCAGUACAAUGAAAAUUUUACCCACUCUUUGUAUUUUUCAAAUAAUACUUGGCAAAAUAAUAAUAUGUUUGCUUUUAUUAUUGACGGUCAUUACUCAACUUUAAAUAUAACUCGUAAUAUAUUUGACAAUAAUAAUUGUAAAAAUGGUUUAAUAUCAAUACGUGGAAUGGAGAAGAAAAUAAAAAUUAAUCACAAUCGUAUUGAAAAAAAUAACUGUACCUGUAUGGUUGAAUUUAACAUAGACAGUCAAUCCGAAAUUUUAGGUGAAAUUCCAGCAAACUUUUAUUAUAACACAAUAAAAUAUAAUAAUAAUAAUAAUAAUAAUAAUAAUAACAACAACAGUGAAAAUAAUUUACCAAGCUUUGUUGUUGGAUUUAAUGGAAUUCAAAAAGUUAAAAUAAAUAGAAACUUAUUUGGUGAUAAUUACAUGGAUUAUGAAUUGUUGGCUGGCAUCAGAACAGCUAAAAUAAAUAAUAAAAUAGAUGUAAGUGAAAAUUGGUGGGGUACAACCAAUGACACUAAAAUAAAAUCAAUGAUAUUUGAUUUUGAUGAUUGGAAUAAUCAUGCAAUUGCCAAUUUUAAGCCUUAUUUAACGAGUGAUUCAUUUGAUUCAUCAAUUUCAGUUUCUUGGGAAAUGAAACAAACAAUAAAUGUCGACAAUCUCGGUGGUCGUAUUACUGACAAUAUUGAACUCUAUGCAAGAUCCGAGCCUUAUGUAAUUAAAUCAGAUAUAACAAUAAUGCCACAGGCUGUUGUUAAUAUUUAUCCGGGUGUAGUAAUGGAAUUUGCUCCAAAUGUUGGUAUUCUUGUACUUGGAACGUUAAACGCCGUAGGAGUUAAGGAACAUGAAAUAGUAAUGAGGCCAAUCAAAAGAAAAAAAGUUUACGAAAAUAAUGAUGAAUCAAUAAAUUCAAAUAUUGUAAAAAGAUCGAAAAUUAGUGAUAAUAGUAAUGUACCAAUGACAAUACGUUUGUGUAAAGAUAGAAAAUGUUCGAGUUCUACUAAUGAAGGGUUUAUUGAAUACUUUAAUAUUACAACUUUACAGUGGAUACCAUUGUGUGAUUCAAGAUUUACCGAAAGAAAUGCUCAGGUUGCGUGUCGUCAAUUGGGUUACGAUCCUUUGAAUACUUAUGUCUCACACGAUCGUCGAUAUGAAUUCCAUCCAGGAUCUUUGACGCGUAUUUGGUCAUGGCCAGAGCCAAUUCAGUGUUUCGGUAAUGAAGAACGUCUUGAGGAUUGUAAAAUACGGUUAAAUGGACAAUUAUUUGGACAAAAGUACAAUUGUCCUUGGGACGGGGAUUUUGUAUUUAUAAAUUGCGGUAAACGGAAUCUCGAUCCAGUGUAUGAAGAUUAUUGGGGCGGGAUUCGAGUAGCAAACAGUGAAUUUGAAAAUUAUCUCUAUGAACAUCGUUUUCACGAUAUUGAAACUCAUGAGACUGUUAGACGAGUUGAAUCAAUAUUAAAGUAUAUAAAUAUUACAGGAGCAGGUAUACUUCACAAUGAAAAAUCACCAGCUAUUCAAGCAAUUAUGAAAAGUCCUAUAAUAUCUCAUGUUACUAUUGAAGAAAGCGCUUAUCAUGGUAUUAAUAUUGUAUCACCAAGUUAUACUGUUGAAUUAUUAUUUAAUAUUAUUAAUAAUUGUCUGGGUAAUGGAAUAAACGUAGCAUCACUUACCGGUGAAGGAAGAGAAGCUGAAGAAAGUUCAUUUACACCAUUAAAAGAUAAUAUUAAUAUUCCUUAUAAUUUAUUUAGUAUAAUUGACAUGUGUGAUACUAUGAAAGAAAUAGAAAUAGAAGAAAGAGUUAUUAUUUAUUAUAAAUAUGAUAAUUAUCCCGUUAAUUGUGUUAAAAUAUUCAAGAGUGCAUACAGAGCUAAGCCAUUUGGUUUUCGUUUACUUCAAUUUAAUCUUUACAAUUCAACUGGUAAACAACAACCAGGACGUCCGGAUGCAAUAACUCUCUAUGACGGUGAUAUAUCAUGGAAUACUACUGCUCGACUAAUAACUAAUAUUGAAUACAACAGUAAAAAUGAUAAAAAAUUAUUUACAACUCAAGGACCAAGUUUAAGUAUUAAAUUAUUGGCAAAUGGUGCCAGCGGUGUUCAUGGUUUUAUUGCUGAAAUAGUAACACUUCCAAUUUCAGCGAUUGGAUUUAAUCGUGAUGUUCAGCAUAAUAUAUCAUACUCGGUUAUAUCUAAUUGUAAAGAAGGAGCUGUUAAAUACGCAAGCGCCGGUGAAGUUAACGCAAUAAUGACACUCGAGCGCAAUCAAUUUAUAAAUAAUUGUUAUAAAUUUUAUGGUAAUUUCACAACUUGUAAUGCUGCUGUAGUACUUGAUGUACAAAAUACUCAAUCACUCUACUUUAGAAAUAAUUUAAUUAGAAAUAACAAUGGUGGCGGUUUAUUUAUUCGUUCCGAUUCACGUGGAUCAGCGACAUCACUCAAAGGGUGGAUACACAACAAUUUAUUUUCUGAAAAUUUAAAUAAACCAGCGCUGUAUGUUGAAGGCCGUCAGAGUAGUCCUUAUCAAGAGAUUACGAUAUACCGAAAUUACUUUAUGAAAAAUUAUGCGCCCUACGACAAAAAUAUAAUACUUAAACAAGUUGUCAGCAAUAUGUCGUACAAUUAUUUACAUGCUAAUCUUGGUCUUCAUUUGUUGGAAAUAUCUGGAUUUGAACGUGUACGACUUCCUAUUUAUCAAAGUACAACUCAUAAUGGUUUUUACAAAAAUUAUGCGAUUGAUAGAAAUGGACGAAGUACAGUUGUUGCUGGAACACCUGGACAACAGUACGUAGAUAAUGUUUUCUUCAAUCCUGACAAUGAUUAUGAAAUGCAAACUGUCAACAGAUCAACAGUAAUCAACAUGAAAUCGUUUGAUAAUCAUUUGGAAAUGAUGAGAUCUCAUAUUGAUGCCAAAUUCAAUUGGUGGGGCUAUAAUGAAUCAAUAGCCGUUGCCGGAAGGAUAAGAGACCGCAGCGAUUCGCCAGAACUGCUUGUUGUCAAAUACAACCCUUACCAUACAAGUAAUAAAUCUGUACUAAGUGGAAAAUGUCCUCCAGGGUGGGAUCUUGUUGGUGAUACUUGUUACAUAUAUAUUGGUGCUCCGAUGGACUUUUACAGUGCUCGAGAAUUUUGUCGAAUAGCAAAUGCGUCAAUGCCGUUUAUAAUGGGGCAAUAUUUGGAGCUGUGGAAAUUUUUACGCCGACAACAAGAACGAUUCGAGUACUCCGAUCGGGUAUGGAUCCAACAGUUGGAGAAAGUAGAUCAGUGUACAACAUUUACAUAUCAGACCAUUGAAAUCGACCACUGCAGUCAACCAAGUCCAUUUAUCUGCGAAAUAGAUCCCCGGGUUUACAUAGAUCCACUGUCUUGGAGAAAAGACGUUGUUGCGAUAAGUGUUCUCGGUGCAUUUGGUGCAGCUCUCGCUCUACUGGCUUUUGCUAUCGGAUUUUGGGUAUCAAAGUCUAAAAAACGUAAAGUCGAAAGACUUGAAAGACGUAAUUCUAUUCGUCAAUCAUUACAUUCAUUGAGAUCAGUAGGAUCUACCUCUGGUUUUACUGAAUUAGCUUACAGAAGAAAACCAAUCGCUACCAAAUCAACUGAUACACUGACAUCACGUUCGCUAGAUUAUAAAAAAAUGAUGAGCGGUGGAAGUAUUGAUUCAAUGGAUAAAUCACAAUUAAAUUCAUCGAUUGAAGACAAUCACAGCUAUGAUGUCUAUGAAGCUCACAAUCCACGUUAUUCACCGAGUACAAGUGAUUUUAAGGAAACAUCUGUUGACAAAUAUCAAAAUUUGAAAACUCACACUCACGUUGAUAAUCCAGUAUUUGAUUUGGCUUAUCGUAACGAUGGUUUUCGUAACCAUUCAACAUUUACAUCACAGUCAACGAGUAAUUGGCCAUCAAUGGCUAAUACCGAUAUUACACCUGAUAAUAAUGAUGACAAUAAUAUAACAAUAACUCCACCGCCCCCACCUGACCAUCUUCAUCAUCAUCAUCAUCAUCAUCAUCCGUAUCAUCAUAGUAAUACAACUUCAACAUUACCGUUAAAUACAAGCUUAGCUACAACUGACUCGAUAAGUGAACUUAAGCGUGAUAUCGAAUUAGCAACUCCGGUAUAUACUUCACCAACAGAGUUUAAACGAUACGGCAGCCAAGAAGGAUUGGAUUAUGGUAAUAGCGGUGAUUCACCAACAACACCCAUUUCCGAGCCUGUUCCAGUAUAUUUUUCACCGGUAAUACCACCUCAAACGUAUUAUUACAAUCAACGACCGGCAAGCGGUACGUUACUUGAGACAAAUCUUGAUAGCGGUGAAGAUAAACCGUUGCGAUCAAAGAGCGAGGCGCUUUUGGAAACUAAUUUUGAUGAUUUUCUUCCAACUAAUGACCCAACAGAACUCUCACAAUUGUCUGCUGAAUCGAGAAGUAAAAGUCAACCGCUUGAAACGGCCAUGUGAAAAGUCUAUCAUCAAGUACAAAUUUUAGAUAAAUUUAUAAUUAUUUAAAAGUUAAUCUUUUAAAUUGCUGCAUUUUUCAUUCCAUAUCUUCAUUACUCCCAUCAAUAUCACUAUUAAUAUAUACACUUAUACAUCGACAAGUGUACUUUUUUUUUUUUUUAUUUUUACGUGUGCAUAUCUAUAGAUUAUUGUGUAAUAUUUUUUACUCUAUCGAUAUUUAUAAGCAAUUGCGGUUAUCUCUUUAAAAAAGAUAAAAAAAAUGUUAAUGAUAGUAUUAUCGAAUUCGUUUUAUUUAUAAUGUCUUCGUAUUUUAUAUAUUUAAUUAACUAAUUAAUGUAAAAAAUUAAAUAAAUGUGUGAAUGAUUGAAUGAACGAAUACACUGCCAAAUGAGAACAAAUGUUUAGAUUAAUUAAAAUUUAGAUAAUGAGUUGUGAUAUAUAUAGUUAUAGAUAUAUAAACUCGUAUUAUAAUGUAUGAGUAUAAUCAAGUUUCAUUAAAAAU
Molecule: messenger RNA, 10640 nt
Organism: Cotesia glomerata
Lineage: Eukaryota; Metazoa; Arthropoda; Insecta; Hymenoptera; Braconidae
Gene: bark
Product: protein bark beetle
Exons: 7
Coding region: 1073-10138 (3021 amino acids)
Cellular component (GO): membrane
Source: RefSeq, a predicted model, not a curated record